Molecule: messenger RNA, 1348 nt
Organism: Misgurnus anguillicaudatus (oriental weatherfish)
Lineage: Eukaryota; Metazoa; Chordata; Actinopteri; Cypriniformes; Cobitidae
Gene: gjb1a
Product: gap junction protein beta 1a
Biological process (GO): cell-cell signaling
Cellular component (GO): connexin complex
Molecular function (GO): gap junction channel activity
Source: RefSeq, a predicted model, not a curated record
AGUAAAUUAUGGUUUCAUUUGGCCUUUGAGGCAAAUAAGACAAAUCUAUGAGGUAGGAAGGGAACGAGAUGGAAGGUACUCAGUGACCCAUAUCACACAAAAGCACACACUCUUGUUCUGUGACUGAACCUACGCUUUCAUUGUGUGAUUGGAGAAUGACAUUGGCUGAGAGAUUGCUAGUCACAUGGUUGGCCGUGCCCGUGCCUUCAUAAAUGGUUGCAGAAUGCAGGAGACGGUCUAUCUGAAAGAAUUAUGAUUACGGAUACGCACAUAGACGCAGACACACAGGAGACACGGCGGGUCUCAGAACCCCUCCGCGCGGGCUCUGCCCAUGCCACUAACAACACCUGCAAGGCCUGAACUGGAGGCUAAAAUGAACUGGGCAUCUUUAUAUGCCACUGUCAGUGGCAUAAACCGGCAUUCAACAGGAAUCGGGCGGAUCUGGCUUUCUGUCCUCUUCAUUUUCCGGAUCCUGAUUCUGGUGGUGGCGGCGGAGAGCGUUUGGGGUGAUGAGAAAGCACAUUUUAUCUGCAACACUCAGCAGCCGGGCUGCAACAGUGUAUGCUACGACCAUUUCUUCCCCAUCUCUCAUAUUCGGCUCUGGGCCCUGCAGCUCAUCAUGGUCUCUACCCCUGCCCUGUUGGUUACAAUGCACAUUGCGCAUCGUCGGCACGUUGAUAAAAAGUUGUCCCGCCAGGCAGGCCGCACCAAUCCGAAGGACCUAGAGCUGAUAAAGAAUCAAAAAAUGAAGAUUACCGGUGGACUCUGGUGGACUUACAUGAUAAGCCUAUUGUUCCGGGUGCUGUUCGAAUCUGCAUUUAUGUAUCUAUUCUACAUGAUUUAUCCCGGCUAUAAGAUGUUCCGGCUAGUAAAGUGUGACUCUUACCCCUGCCCGAACAUAGUCGACUGCUUUGUGUCCAGGCCAACUGAGAAAACAGUCUUCACUAUAUUCAUGCUUGCCGUGUCCGGCAUCUGCAUCCUGCUCAACAUCGCAGAAAUCGUCUUUCUUGUUGCUAGGGCAACAAGUCGACACCUGAAUAAUUCCAAGGACUCCCCAGUGGGAACCUGGAUCAGUCAGAAACUGGGUUGAAUUUAGAAAUGCACUGAAAAUAGUUCAGUGCAUUGAGUCUAGAUCACUUUACUCAAGUCUUAAUUUGACACAAUGUUAAUAGGGCUAAUAAUAUCUUCACAUUAUUUAUUGAUGUCUUUUUUAGUCUAUACACUACAAACACAUACAUAAUAUUUAACUUCAUAAAAUCAAAAUGUAAAUGAAAUCUCACUGUUUAUAAAGUUUUAAACUUAUAUUGUAGCUAAAAACUUUACAAUAAAAUAAAAUACUUGAAUUAUA